Molecule: messenger RNA, 2800 nt
Organism: Cynara cardunculus var. scolymus (artichoke)
Lineage: Eukaryota; Viridiplantae; Streptophyta; Magnoliopsida; Asterales; Asteraceae
Product: CSC1-like protein RXW8
Exons: 13
Coding region: 313-2520 (735 amino acids)
Cellular component (GO): plasma membrane
Molecular function (GO): calcium-activated cation channel activity
Source: RefSeq, a predicted model, not a curated record
GUUUUAUUUCAAAAUGAAAUUCCCCAUGAAUUCUCUACUUAUCUUUUGGGGGUUUUCGCUGUAAAUUAUCAACGGCCGGAAAGCAACAAAUUCAUGUUCCCAAACCCCUUUUCCAACCAAGCAUUCCUUAAAGAAACGCCAAUAGGAAGCUCAGAGGGAAUUGUCAUUAAAUUUGAUCUGAUUUCUGUUGUUUUUCUCAUGCAAUUAUUCGAUCGCUUCCGUACAGGUGUGAACCAUUUGGAAGAAGCAGAACCUGGGAAGGUUUUCUUUUGAUGUAACUUUAUUUGGUGCAAGGUCGGAGUGGAGUGAGAGAUGAUCUUACCAGCUUUAUUGACUUCUGCUGGUUUCAAUAUAGUCAUUUGCGUGGGGUUUUUCUCGCUAUAUUCCAUAUUGAGAAAGCAACCGGUUAAUAUAAAAGUUUACUUUGGGCAGAGGCUUGCCCAGCUGAAGGCACGAGGACAAAAGAAUUUAUUUUCCUUUGAUAGGUAUGUCCCCUCUGCAGGCUGGUUAGUGAAGGCAUGGGAAGCAUCAGAUGACGACCUAUACGCUUGUGGGGGUAUAGAUGGACUUGUAUUUCUCAAGAUGAUUGUUUUUUGCAUUCGCAUUUUUUCUGUUGCUGCUGUUCUUUGCAUAUUUCUUGUGCUUCCUGUGAACUUGUUUGGGCAAGGGAUACAACAGAUUAAUGCUGAAUCACAGAUGGACAUAUUCACCAUUAGGAAUGUCCAAGAAGGUUCAAAAGGGCUCUGGGCUCACUUUUUCGCACUCUAUGUCAUAUCUAUCUGUUCUUACGUUCUUCUAUACAUUGAGUUCAAGAGCGUUGCAAGGAUGAGGCUGGAGCAAGUAAUUAGGUUUCCAACAAGGCCAAGUCACUUCACAGUUCUUGUUCGUGGUAUACCAUGGAUUCCAGGAUUAUCGUACAGUGAAGCUGUGAGCAAGCACUUCGGUAGUUAUUAUGUAUCAAGUUAUCUCGCACACCAAAUGGUCUAUCGAUCUGGUACAAUCCAAAGAUUGAUGAUGGAUGCAGAGAAAAUGUAUAAGGUGCUCAAGGACACUCCUAUAAAUCAAUAUUUGGCACCAACUACAGUGGGGUGUGGCCAAUGUGCAGGGCACUCAAACUCCUUUAAAAUGCUUACUUGUGAAUCAGAUAGUGAUGUCAAGAAACCUAACCAACAGAAUGAACCAGAUCUAAAAGAGCAGGAGUGUGCAGCUGCAUUCGUCUUUUUCAGGACCCGAUAUGCUGCUAUGGUGGCUUCACGUACCAUCCAAGUAUUAGACCCGAUGUUGUGGGUGAUAGAGUUUGCUCCAGAGCCACAUGAUGUUUACUGGGAAAACCUUUGUGUACCUUAUAGAUUGCUUUGGAUACGUAAAACAUUGGUGUUUAUUGGCUCUAUUAUCUUCAGCUUGUGGUUUCUGUUGCCUACAACAUUAGUUCAAGGUCUCGUCAAUAUCGCUCAGCUGGAGUCCACGUUUCCAUUCCUAAGAGGGAUAUCACAGAAGAGUUAUGCAAACAUUGUUCAGGGGUAUCUGCCAAGUUUGGUGCUGACAUGUUUUGCUCUAAUCGUUCCACCAGUAAUGCUAAUGUUUGCUACACUUGAAGGAGCAAUUUCUCGUAGUUCGAGGAAAAAGAGUGCUUGUAACAAAUCUAUAAUUUUCUUCUUUUGGAAUGUUUUCUUCUACAACCUUUUCACGGGUACUUGGUGGGAUCGUAUAACUAGAUUUACUGUUACUGGUCUAAAAGACAUGGCUACUUUACUUGGCAAUUUGAUUCCUGGCCAGGCGUCCUUCUUCAUGACGUACGUUAUGACAACAGGUUGGGCAAGCCUGGCAUGGGAGUUGAUGCAACCGUAUGUCCUUAUAGUUAACUGGAUCUUUCAAUUUGUUUUGAUGAGGAAAGAGGGCUUUGGUGACCUGUACACUUUCCCGUACCACACUGAAGUUCCAAGGACCCUUCUAUUUGCACUCCUUGGGUUCACAUUCAGCACUUUGGCACCCUUGAUAUUACCUUUCCUGCUUGUCUACUACUUCUUCGCGUAUUUUGUAUACCGAAAUCAGAUCCUGAACGUUUAUAUUACCAGAUACAAUACGAAUGGACUUUAUUGGCCUGUUGCACAUAAUGCCAUGAUCUUUUCAUUAAUAGUUAUGCAAGGAGUAGCUGCAAUAAUUUUUGGAAUGAAAGAUUUUGGGACUGCAUCAACCUUCACAUUCGUACUGAUCAUCUUCACUAGCCUUUUCAACGUGUUUUGCCGCCAUAAGUUUUUACCGCUUUUUAAGAACAAUGCUGCUCAGGAUCUUAUUGAGAUGGACCGACAUGAUGAGCAUUCUGGGAAGAUUGAAGAGAUUCUGCCACGUUUACUGGCAUCCUAUUAUCAGUUCGGACCAUAUUCUGGUAAUCAUCCCAGUGAUCUACUUUCAGCAGAUUACAAAAAAUGUGGCGAGAAUCCCGUGGUGGUCACAAAACCUAAAGAACACGAGACCAGUCGAGAUCCAGCAACCACAACAAUCUCUGGCUCAAAACUCUGAUUUUGGAGCCACUGUUUUAGAUUUAUGGAAGUUGUUCAUAUAUUAAUGGGGGAUUGGUUUUAUCACCAUUUCUGGAGAUGAGAAAGCAAGAGAAAAAGAAAGAUUCUGGGAAAGCCUUGUACAGAAGAUGGUGCUCCUGGAACUUUUGAAUGUAAUCUACAAUCCCUAGCUAUAUAAAUGGAACACAUACAUAUAAUAGAAUAGAAUGGAAAGUUUUGCAUGUGUAAUGGGAAUAAAACAGAGAAGUGACUUAUCAAGUUGUAUAUAAAUAUAGCAUAUU